Messenger RNA from Penicillium salamii, 1368 nucleotides. The record is from the annotation of a GenBank genome assembly. Lineage: Eukaryota; Fungi; Ascomycota; Eurotiomycetes; Eurotiales; Aspergillaceae.
AUGACUGAGAGUUAUGAGUCUGCUUGGUAUGGCACUUUCAAACUUUCGCCCGAUGAACCAUACCCGACACCCGACUCAGAGUUGUAUCCCCCGGAGAUAUAUACCACUUACGACCCGAACUGGAGAGAGUUUAUCGGCACACAACUGGUACAAAUCGUCGAGGAGUUCUCUGAUCUACUGGGUGACUCCUUGGUGUCGCAGAUCGAGGACAGCCUUGAAAUUGCAGCUGUGGGAUCUAUGCGACGCAAUGGGUCCUAUCCGGAGGGUGACAAUCUGACACCUGGGUACUCCAACCCUGCCAUCAUGCGCGCGUGGUUUGUUUCUUGGAUUGGCGAGCGGCGGGAUAAUCAGACUUUCAUUGAUUAUGCCAACGAGCAAGGAGACCUUGUACUCGAGCUUUUCGAAUCCACAGGUUCCAACGUUCUCUCCGAGUAUAACGCACCGACCUACUAUGGAAUGGAUACAUGGGCUCUGGCAGGCGCCCUCAAAUACGGCCCCAAGAAUUCCACCAUGACGAAGAAUUCUCAGUUUAUGCUGAAGGAACUGUGGGCAGAUAUAGCUGCUCAUUAUAACCCAUACCUCGGCAACAUGGUGGGACCGUACGACCGGGCCUACACACGAGAUAUCGUCUCCAACUCCGCUGUGAUUGAUUACUUCUGGUGGGGUCUUUUCGGGUACGGCGUGGGACCUCAGCCCAACAAACUGGAAGCAGACCUGUUGUUCGAUGUUGCACAAGGCGCAGCACUGGCUCUCGUUAUGGAUGUUGUGGCGGAGAAUAUCUCGGAAGACGAUUUGACUUGGCUUGGAUCGAAGGAUUCGUGGGACGGGGAGCGAAUGAUCACCAAGAAGGUCCCCGAUGGUCUUGGUGCCGACGCUGAUGUGCGAGUCACCACCUCAUGGAUCACUGCUUCUUUGAUGAUUGGUGCCCAGCAGGUGGCGGAGACUGUGAAUCGAGGGAAGCAAUAUGUGCCUGCUAUUGUCCAGUGGGCUGGUGACAAGACUCGUGGACCCCGCCCAUACAUGGCCUUGUUCAGUCUGUAUCCUACAGCAUCGACCAUUGAUGCUAUUGCCGGGCCUAACAGCCUUGAGGUAUCUUAUCCCAACAGAACCCAAGAGGGAACCGAUAUCUUUACGUUUGUCCUUGCACAGCUGCCGCCAAGUUGGACACUGAUCGAAAAGAAGGUUGUUCGUGGACUGGAAGAUCUGCCAUGUCUCAAUUUGAGUAUUGAUGCCGAGGGACUGGAGAAGCAACCCGUCUUGUAUGGUGCAACGGUGGGAGAUAAUCGUGUUUACAACAUAUCCUAUGUUGUCCCGUCUUCAUUCAGCGGAGUUCCGAAGAUAUCGUUCGAGUUUGAUUAUACUUGUUGA